This is a messenger RNA of Hemibagrus wyckioides, 3921 nucleotides long. RefSeq names its product transcriptional adaptor 2B (gene tada2b). NCBI's taxonomy places the organism in Eukaryota, Metazoa, Chordata, Actinopteri, Siluriformes, Bagridae. Gene Ontology annotation, biological process: regulation of transcription by RNA polymerase II; chromatin remodeling. The transcript has 2 exons. Gene Ontology annotation, cellular component: SAGA-type complex; nucleus. The record is from RefSeq and is a predicted model, not a curated record. Gene Ontology annotation, molecular function: chromatin binding; zinc ion binding; transcription coactivator activity. The coding region runs from base 64 to 1467 and encodes 467 amino acids.
CACAGAGAGAGAGAGAGAGAGAGAGAGAGAGAGAGAGCGAGCGAGCAACAAGCCAGCGCCAAGAUGGCGGACCUGGGCAAGAAGUACUGCGUGAACUGCCUCGCGGACGUUACGAACCUGCGGUUGCGCUGCACCGACUGCCCGGACAUCGAGCUGUGUCCCGAGUGUUUCUCCGCCGGCGCGGAAAUCGGAAAUCACCGGAGAUGGCACGGUUACCAGCAAGUGGACGGCGGCCGCUUCACUCUCUGGGGUCCCGAGGCUGAGGGAGGAUGGACCAGCAGGGAAGAGCAAUCGCUGCUCGAUGCCAUCGAACAGUAUGGUUUCGGCAACUGGGAGGACAUGGCAGCCCACAUGGGAGCCUCCCGGACACCUCAGGAGGUGAUGGAGCAUUACGUGACUAUGUACAUCCACGGUAACCUUGGGAAGGCGUGUAUCCCUGAGCUGAUCCCGAACCGUGUGACGGAUCACACGUGUCCGGGCGGGGCACCUCUUUCCCCGAGCCUUACUGCGCCCCCACCGCCGCUGGAGCUCACGCCGGCUGAACAGCAGCAGCUCGGCUACAUGCCGCUUCGUGACGACUACGAGGUGGAAUACGAACAGGAGGCGGAGCUGCUCGUUAGUGGCUUGUCUGUGAACUACGAUGACGAGGACGUGGAACUGGAAAUGAAGCGCGCACACGUGGAUAUGUACGUGCGAAAGCUACGCGAGCGCCAGCGUCGGAAAGACGUCGCCCGUGACUACAACCUCAUAAACGCCUUCCUUGGCCGUGAAAAGAAGGACAAAGGGAGUGGAGGUGCAGGUGCUGGCUUGGCCCCGCCUAUUGUGGGUUCAACAUCAUCGGGUUCCGGGAAGCGCAAGAUCACGAAGGAGGAGCGUGAGCAACGGACAAAAUUACGUGCGAUCUGCCAGUUCAUGGCGUUCCGGGAAUUCGAGGACUUUUUUGACAACAUGCACAAGGAACGCAUGCUACGUGCCAAAGUGCGUGAGCUCCAGCGCUAUCGGCGCAACGGCAUCACACGUCUCGACGAGUCGGCCGAGUACGAGGCAGCGCGGCACAAGCGCGAGAAACGGAAAGAAAACAAGAGCUCCAAGAGAGGCAGUGGAGGCGGAGGUGGUGGAGGAGCUGGGAUUGGAAUCGGAGGUGGCGCGAACUCUGGAAGCGGAGCCAAUUUAGGGGGCGGAGCCAGCACCAUCAAAGAGGAAGGAAAAGACGGUGAAUUCUCAGCCAUUGAGCACUUACCUGGAUUCGAGCUGCUUUCUGAUCGUGAGAAAGUGCUGUGCAACUCGCUGAACUUGAGUCCGACUCGAUAUUUGACGGUCAAAACUAUCAUAAUCAAAGAUCAUUUGCAGAAACGGCAAGGCGUUCCCGCCAAGAGCCGCUUACCGGGCUACCUGGACAAAAUGUUGAAAAGACGCAUCCUGAACUUCCUCACCGAGAGCGGCUGGAUAUCUCGAGAUGCCGCGUAACAUUCCACGCUUCUUUUCUAGUGUUUUCUACUAAGUACACAGGACGGUGAAUCUCAAUCCCCGGGUCCUUUCUCAUAGGAAUGUAAAUGUGGUGAAAGAAAAAAAAAACGACUACAAUUUUGAUAUUGGUUCAAAGGAAUAAAUCUGUAUAUACAUAUAUAUAUUUUUGCUAUUAAGAAAUCUUUUUUUUUUUUGGAAUGGGAGGAUUGUGUGUUCUAUUAAUAGUGCAUAUAAGCAACAUUCAGAAUCCUCUUAAAAUGUGAUUUUUUUUUUCUUUCUUUCUGAGAAUAGCCAGAACCUCAUAGAGACUUUCUUGUAAUCUUGGAUUCUUCUUGUUUGGGCGAUUGGACAGCAGUCUUACCUUUAACUUAUAGUUUGCCAUUAAAGACCUUUUCCUUGUGACUCUAGAAUCCUUAACGUGGCUCUAGAAUGAUUUAGAAACUGCUCUGUGGUUUUAGAGGUGGUUCCCUAAACAUCACUGUGAUGACAAAAUCAUUGGUGUGCCUCUGGAGUGAUGAUGGUCCAGGAAUCGGGUAGUGGUGAUCUUCUCCCUGCUGAGGCUUUAGGCUCUUCACUGUGGUUCAUGAAUCUUCAGAGAUCUUGAAAGAAAAAAAAAAAAAAAGUUAGAAGAAGAAGUAGCAGCCCAGUAUCGGAGUAAUUCCAGAAUAUUCCGUGUGGUUCUAGAAUCCUCGGAGCAAUGAUGGUUCAAGAAUGAUUUGAGAAAUCCGAGAGGUUCUAUAGUUCAAGGAUUCUCCAUAUUCUAACAGGCCAUUGGGUCUAGGCAUGGUUCUGGAAUAUUUGCUCUGGUUCUAGAAUCAGCAGAAGGAUGAGCUUCCUGGCUGUGGUUCUAGUGGGUCAUGUAUCUCCGGCAUGGUUCUACAAUCCUUGCCAUGACUCCAGAAUGCUCGGCAAAGUAAUCUUCAAGCUUAAUGCCAUGGUUCUAGAGUCUUUAGUAAACCACCCUGCUGUGACUCUAGAGCCUUCUCUGUGGUUCCAGAAUGUUCUGAGUGAUAUUCUGCAAAAUCAGUCAGAAAUCAUACUCCUUAGAGUGAUGAUGGUUCUAGUAUCUUUGCUGUGGUUCUAGGAUUCACUAUAUUUUUGUUUGUUUGUUUUUGGACUCUUCAGGGUAGUUCUUUAAGGCACAGCAUAGUUCUAGAAUCUUCAGUGUGGGUUCCAGAACCAGCGGUUUGGCUCUAGAGUCCCCAAAAAAACAUGCUUUCUCUUCCCGGAAACGUUUCUGUUUGUGUUCAGUUGUUGCACUUCCUGUUUAAUUUUGGUUACAGUGGGUUGAUUUUUAGACUUCUUGGAAUAAUUUUACUGAUAUUUCAUGUGAUGCUGCACAGGUUUUUGUUCAGAAGUUUCACAGCCUAGCAGAAGCUUUCUGAUAUUCCAGACAUGCGAUAUGUUAUCAUAGACUGUUUCUUUUAGAAUGUUGGAGAGGCAACAUUUUUGGGCCUUGUCCUGUUUAAAAGACCAAAGCAAUUUGAAAAUUUCAGUCUUCUGAGGUUCCUUAUUUGGAACAAGCAAGAAAGCAGCACUCUCUAGGAGGACAAUCCCAUAAUCCUGUUUACUGGACAAGAGUGAGACAGGUAUAAUUUAUUUUAUAUCUAUUAAAAUGAAUAUUGCAAACCGUGAUAAAUGAUUGGCCGGGGCCAAGACAUGAACAAGCCUAGUACACUUAUUCCCUUGGUACACUUCUUUAACAGUGUGCCUGCUGAUAUGACUUUGGAGCUGAAUCUAGUGCUUACAUCACCAAAUUCCUCCUAUGGCCUUCCCAACAUGGUUCAUCCAUCUUCUCUGUGGUUGUGCAACCUUCAGAGUGACACUGAUCUCUGCAGAGUAACUCUAGAUUCUUUGCUGUGGUUCUACAGUCUCUCCAGUCUGCUACUAGAACGUUCACUGUGCUUCUGGGUGAUGGCGGUUUUCCCAGCACAGUUCUAGAAACAGCAGAACAUUGUCUCCUCAGCGCUGUUUUGAAAACUUCGCUGUAGUUCUACAAUCCUUACCUUAGUCUCUGUUCUAGAACUGUCACUGCGACUGGGCUGAUGAUGGUCCCCACAGCAUGACUCAACAAACUUGACUGCGGUUCCUCAGAGUGACAUUAUUCACACUGGUGAUGAUCUGAGAUGAUGAGAAGGUGUUCUAGAUUCUUCUAAAAUCUUCACUUUUUUCCUGUUGGGGGUUCUACAAUCUUCACUGACUGAUGAUGGCCUCCCUGCUUAGUGUGGUUCUUGAAUUUUAUAAUGUGGUUCUAGGACCCUCAGAGUCUCAGUAUCCUCCCUGCAGAUCUGGAAUCCUCCUGGUGAUGAAAGUCUUUAGAGUCUGAAUAUUUGAGAACCACAACAAAGAUGGUUAGAGUGAUGGUCUUUCCAAGUGUGGUUAUAGAAGGUUCUCCAGUUCACAGGGGGAUUAUUGUCUUCCUCUUGCGAUUCCAGAGGUUUUGUUUGUGUGUGU